AUGCGUAUAAUGAAGAUGGGACGAGAUGCUACCACUUACAGUUUGCUAGAUGUGGAAAAAUCGCAUUUGGAGGAAACUAUUUCUAAAAUAGAGAAGCUCGACCUCGAAUGGAACAAACAUAUGUCUAAACUGCAUGGCUUAAAGAAAUUAGCUGAAGAAGAUUUAUAUAGGGAUUUUCCAUCUAACGAACCUUCUUACGAGUUCAUGCCAGACUUCCUACUCUCUCAACAGGACUUUGUUACUCAAUGCAAAUUUGCCCGACAAAUGGCCGUAUCAAUUGGAAUAAUGCUGGAGAAUCUUGGCCCGCCUACUAAAGAUAGUUCUGACCCAUCUGAAAUGAACAAAUCGUCAGAUAACUGUACAGACGAUCUUGGAGGCCAAAAUGGGAAAACGCUUGAGCCGCCUACGGCAAGGCUCCCGGAUAAUCCGUCACCUACGCCACAGCCGCCUAUGGUUAAUAAAAAUCGAGUGGUGGAACAGAACCGUUGCCUGGAGUGCUCAUUAUGUAGAGGGAAUCACCUCCCGAGCCACUGUACUCAAUAUAGCAACCCAAAAGCUAGGAAAUACAAAUUACUCGAACAGCAUCGUUGCCUUAACUGCCUGAGGGAUGACCAUCUAACCUUUGAAUGCCAAAAUAAUCGCCGUUGCAGUAGGUGUCGCGGAAAGCACCACUUCAUGGUUUGCUAUUCACGUGGGCCAAAAACUCAAAUUCUGGAACCUAUGCGAAAAAGCGAUGCUCAUUGUUCGAAGCCGGUUGGGAUGUUUGAAGUUAAAAAGAUGUUGGAUGAAAAGACGAAAGCUCUCCAAGAAAAAGAUAAAACGAUAGUGAAAUUGAUGUCCGAACUUAUGUUGGCACGCAAAAAGGCCGAGGAUGAAUCCAAAAAAGCUAAACGAUUAAAACGUCUGCUGGAUGAAUCUAAUCAGAGGAUUGUGGAUGAUCAUGGAAAAAGAAUUCUGAAAGAGACUCGUGUUAAUGCCCUUCAGAAGGCUAACCGAAAAUUGAUUGCCAGAAAUGGUAAGCUAAAACGGGAAGUGCACGCCUACCACAAAAAAUGCCAACGAGAAAAACUGGAACCACCAGAUUUCUAUGCCUUUUGCCGCUCAUGGAUAGAUAUGAAAAUGUCUGUGCUGGUCUUAGCCGCCUUUGUUAUGAUUCUGGAUGGCACUAAAAAUGUUCUGAUGAUAAUUAUCCACGCAACAAAUAAGCUUUGGAAAUGUAAAACGAAUGAAAAGAUGGAAGAGGAAUUGACUCUGGAAACUCCCUCUUGGCUCUCCUUAACGCUUUUCGCCGCCGCUGUUGCGAUCAACUCCUUUUGGACCUUUCUCGCCAUCUUUACUAAUGUUAUGGAUGGUUGGGCACAUGCAUGGAAAGAGAGCAGAAAAUGUGCAAUGGAUGAUGUGCCAAAGAUCAAGAAAAGAAAGAAAAUACUUGAAAGAUGGAAAAAAGAAAUUGAGGAUGAAACUUUCAGGCGCGGGCGGGAAUGUCGCGAAGCGACUAAGGAUGAGGAAAAUAAAAUAAAUAUAUUUUUAUAA
Messenger RNA from Meloidogyne enterolobii, 1533 nucleotides. The record is from the annotation of a GenBank genome assembly. NCBI's taxonomy places the organism in Eukaryota, Metazoa, Nematoda, Chromadorea, Rhabditida, Meloidogynidae.